Molecule: messenger RNA, 984 nt
Organism: Staurois parvus
Lineage: Eukaryota; Metazoa; Chordata; Amphibia; Anura; Ranidae
Source: the annotation of a GenBank genome assembly
AUGAAUGAAAGCCUUAAUGAGAACGACACCGGCUUCUCUCUUCCCUGGAUCCAGACCAGCGAUGUCAACGCUUCCCUGGAGUUGUCUGCUUUCUUCUCCAUCUUCACCAUCAACCCAUGGGAUAUUAUGUUGUGCAUCUCUGGGACCAUCAUCGCCUGUGAGAAUGCUAUAGUGGUGGCCAUCAUCUUUUACACCCCGACACUGAGAACCCCAAUGUUUGUGCUCAUCGGAAGCCUAGCUACUGCAGAUCUUCUGGCCGGCUUUGGCUUGAUCCUGAAUUUUGUGUUUCAGUAUGUGAUCCAGUCUGAGACUAUUAGCCUUAUCACCGUAGGGUUCCUGGUGGCCUCCUUCACUGCCUCUGUCAGCAGCUUGUUGGCCAUCACGGUGGACAGGUACCUAUCACUCUACAAUGCACUGACUUACUCAUCUGAGAAGACCAUCCUCUGGAUACAUCUCAUGCUUGUGGUCACCUGGGGGGUGUCAGUAUGUUUAGGACUUCUUCCAGUGCUGGGCUGGAACUGCUUAGAUGACACCUCUUCUUGCAGCGUUGUCAGACCUCUGACCAAAAGUAAUGUGACUCUGUUGUCCACCUCCUUCUUUUUCAUAUUUAUUUUGAUGCUGCAUCUCUACAUAAAAAUCUGCAAAAUUGUGUGCAGGCAUGCCCACCAAAUAGCACUGCAGCAGCAUUUCUUGGCAGCAUCCCACUAUGUAGCUACCAAAAAGGGGGUCUCUACCUUGGCCAUUAUUCUUGGGACAUUUGGGGCCAGUUGGUUGCCUUUUGCUAUUUACUGUGUGGUGGGAGACCAAGACUAUCCCUCUGUGUAUACAUAUGCCACACUCUUACCUGCCACUUACAACUCAAUGAUCAAUCCUAUCAUCUACGCCUAUAGAAACCACGAAAUACAAAGAUCCAUGUGGGUCCUCUUCUGUGGCUGCUUUCAAUCCAAAGUGUCCUUUCGAUCUAGAUCGCCCAGUGAUGUUUAA